Messenger RNA from Bipolaris sorokiniana ND90Pr, 491 nucleotides. RefSeq lists its product as uncharacterized. The transcript is spliced from 2 exons. The record is from RefSeq and is a predicted model, not a curated record. Bases 88 to 462 code for a protein of 124 amino acids. Lineage: Eukaryota; Fungi; Ascomycota; Dothideomycetes; Pleosporales; Pleosporaceae.
CGGUUCUCCAUUGUGCGCAUCUCUUUUUCCACGGCUGCUCUGACCGCUCCUGCUGACAAUCUGCCAUUUUCGCCAUCUGCCCUAGAAAUGUCCACCGUGACGCUGGGCACGUCGAUAGAGGCGAGGUUAGUUCUGAUAGUGUGCUGCUGGCUUGCUAGCGGCGCGGCUGUGGCGUUUAGUCCUGCGGGUGCGCCUGUGGACACUACCUCGGCCCAGGUACGCGUACCAGCUGUUGCUGCCACGAGGUCAUCGACGCGUGUCUUUAGCUCAACAAUCUCAUCAAUAAGUUUCGCGUUAUGGUCGAUAAUCGCUUGCUGGUUCUUUCUGAUCUCUCUAGUCUCGCGUUCGAGGUUCUGGAUUGUUUCAUUCUGCUGCUGGAUGAUCUUAGUUAACGCGCGGUCGCCUGCGGUAGUGUUCGUUUUGCUCGGUGGUGUUCCUUGCGCGUCUCUUCAGUGGUGCUAGUAGCUCGGCUGGCAGGGAUGUCGCUUCGC